CAGGGGGCCCCCGCCCGCUGCCCGCUCCCUCGCCUUUACUCCUCUGGCACCAAGGUGGCUCCGGAUUGGGGGGCCGCCUCGUCACUGUCACCGGGAUUCUGCUCCUUCCCACUGGCUCGCCACAGCUCCCCACGGCACUCGCAGCCUCUGGAAGCCGGAGAGAGGCAGCUGCGGGCUCCGGCUGCCCAGAGCCAGGUACGGCGGUGGAGCACGCACACACGCCCGCCAGCUCGCCAUGUCACAGGUCCGAUGUCACACGCCGCCAGGCGGGCUCGGACGUUCUGCAGCCGGCUGCAUGCAGGGGGUCAGCGAGCGUCUGUGUCAUCGAGGCCCCGCUUUCCCACGCUACACCAUGAAGCACCUGCUCUGUGGCCUUCUGCUGCUCAGCCUCUGCCCGGGCCGCACCUCCGGCAGCUGCCACAGGGACUGUCUGAGCUGCCGCGAGAAGCUGGGGCCCGCCCUGGACAGCUUCAGCCUUGAGGUGUGUGUCCUCCAGUGUGAGGGACAGGGCCUCGCCAGCCCCCUCUGGACUCCGUGCACUGAGGCCAUGGCGGGGGGCUCCUGGCAGCUGGACUCCGCCGGCCCUGAGCGAGUCGGGGGCGCCCCCGAGACGCAGCAGCUGAAGCGCAUGCCCCGGGUCAGGAGCCUGGGCCAGGAACAGGAGCGCCCUGAGCCCGGCCCCCAAGACGUGGAGCAGAAGCAGCUGCAGAAACGGUUCGGCGGCUUCACCGGGGCCCGCAAGUCUGCCCGCAAGCUGGCCAACCAGAAGCGCUUCAGCGAGUUUAUGAGGCAGUACCUGGUGCUGAGCAUGCAGUCCAGCCAGCGCCGGCGGACCUGGCGCCAGAAAGGACACGCAUAGCCGUCGGGGACCCCCGCCCUGCCGUCUGC
Sorex fumeus (smoky shrew) is the source of this 888-nucleotide messenger RNA. It is a transcript of the gene PNOC, whose product is annotated as prepronociceptin. NCBI's taxonomy places the organism in Eukaryota, Metazoa, Chordata, Mammalia, Eulipotyphla, Soricidae. Gene Ontology annotation, molecular function: opioid receptor binding. Bases 236 to 859 code for a protein of 207 amino acids. The record is from RefSeq and is a predicted model, not a curated record. The transcript has 3 exons. Gene Ontology annotation, biological process: chemical synaptic transmission; sensory perception; neuropeptide signaling pathway. Gene Ontology annotation, cellular component: neuronal cell body; axon terminus; plasma membrane.